UUUUUAGAGUAAAGAGGAGAACAUAGGCUUUAAGCAUAAUAGCAUUUGAUUGGCUUACUUUAUUAAAUGAGGUAUGCAGGCUAGGAUAUCUUAACAUAGUUAAGAGGGGUUGGUGCUUGUUAGGUAUCUGCUGGUGGCUCAAAUGAUACAGUUAGAAAUGAUUCUGUUUCUUAGGGAAGGCAGUUUCAACAUAAAUCCCAAAUGAUAAUGAGGAAGAUAGGAAAGAAAGAAAGAUGGCCCUUCUUUCAGUCUCUCUCCACCUAAACUUCAUGAUGUUCUCGAUUUUGGUAAGUUUUCAUUUCGCUUGUCUUGUAUUGUAAACACAUUGCUAUCUUCAUCUAGUUAGUGGUCCUCUUUAUGAACAUCCAGUAGGACAAGUCCCCUGCACAAAGUUAAAGCAAAUGGUUUUCACUCUCUUUGUCAUAAGAGUGGGAAGAAACUGUUGAAUAUUUCAUUUUUUGGACAGUUGACUAAGGGAAUGGUGGGCUGUUAAGUAUUCAAUUAGUUUAGUUUUAUUUGUAGUUUCUUUGAUAUAUUUCUUGCAGUUACGUAGUUGAACUUAUUGGGGGUGUAAUCUGGUUUUAAUUCAUGGAUGGGAAUACCGGAUCUUAAUGAUAUUUUAGUAGCAGUUAGCUUCAUGUUAGUGGAUAAGUGAACGAUGAAUAUAGAUAAUUCAGUGGGCAAUUAUAUAUCCAAUUUAUUUGUUGUGUGAAAGCAAACAAGAAACAAAGACAUAAUUUUGCAUGUUCACAUGCAACAGGACCAGAAAUAAUGAAAACAUGCCCUCCCAGAAACUCUAAUUUUCCAGGAUCAUAGCUAGGUAUUGGGCUAAUCUGUUGGACCCUCAGUAGCACUUUAUUGAUAAAUCCAGAAGAUGGGGAAUUGAAAAGGUCAAGAAUGGGGGCCUGUGCUAGCCCAAAAUGGUUUCUCUAGGGAAAUGCAGCAUAUAAUUUGAUUAUUGAAGCAUAUUAGAGUUAGUCUGCUUGAUCCAAUUUAAUUAAUGAUUAUGCUGUUACAUUGAUGAGAAGCAUUUCAAAUAGCAACAUUUACAAAGUAGUUUAGAUUCCUUCAUCUUAUUCACAGCUAUGGGAUAAGUUCGUCCUAGACACGUUUCUAGAUAAUGUACUCUUUUCAUCUGGUUGUCAAUGCAUUGUGCACAGUGCUUGCCACAAUUCUAUCUUCUUCACACUAAUUACAGUAAAGUUCUUAGGUCAUCAUGAAAUUGAUAAUGCUUGUGCCCACUAAAAUGAGAACAAACAAAGAAAUUCGUGCCUUUUGUGUCAACUUUGGUCAUGCAAUUGUAGCAAAAGAAUAAAAAAUUAUCAAUUACACAAUUGCUGCCCUGAAAGUGUUAUCAAGAGAAUGAUUCAAGAUGAGGCUUGUCAGAAUCAGAUUUUUGGGAUUCACGAUGAGCCUUAUCAGAAUCAGAUUUUUGGUCAAUGGGAAUUUUAUACAUAAUACGUUCCACAUGCCAAAUGUGUCUUCUCAUGCUUCAGAAUAGUCAGACAACCAUUGAUUAUCAAUGUCUCCCACCAUUUAUAGGCUCUUGUUUGUGUAGAUCCUAGAACAUAGGUCAAAAAUACUAGAUAUGAAUGGCUUAAGCAUUUUUUCUACAGAAAAAAUCAUAGAAUCUUUAUGUCCUGAAGUGAGAAACUAUUAAUAUAGUUUCUAUCAUAUGAAAAAGAAACAACACUGCAGUGUUCGGCAAAUGGGAGCUGGUUCUGCUGCUUGAAAUUUAAAACUACGAAGGUUGUGAGAUCAGAUAAAGAAAAACAAACUUAUUUAUUUACUUUCAAAACUAGAAAGGUGGAAAUUACCUCUUUAUUGAGUUAAUCAUAGCUAAAGAAAACCUGAUUUUUCAUGUAUGCUAAUAUGAGUCAGAAGUGCACGUGCCAGUUUGUUUUUUGGGUGACAUUUCUUUGUACAAAAACAGAAUGAUGCACUUGUUGGAUCGAUUUUUUUGCUGUGUUUUACAUAUAACUAAUUAAAAUAAGUGAAGAAGAAAGAUGAAAGUAAUUUUUCUCAUUUAUUGACUAGCUAAAGGGAGUAUCUGUCAUAUUACUGUCAGAUUGAUCAGCAUCACAACUAGAUGAAGGCGUUAUUUGUUUAUGUUCAUUAAUGCUUUCAGAACCAGUGCAUAAAUACUUGAGGAAAACUUUAGUUAGGAAUAUCGUCAAUGCGUGUGAUGAUAAUAUAUAUCAGUUAGCUUUGGAUAAAUGUACAUCAAAUAGAAAAUAAAGAAAAGACAUAAGUCAUACAAUGAACACCUAUGAGAUGUUUUCCAUCUCAUUAUUCGAAUAAAGUUGGAAUCCAGGUCAUUGUGCAACAACCUAAUUGAUGUUCCUUUCAUACCUUUCACCACCUGAGGUUCACCAGAUUCAAGAGUCAUGGCGCACAAGGUUCGCCACAGAACUCCAUCUUUCAACUUUGUGAUGAUGAGAUGCUUAAGAACAGUUAGCUUUUUCUCUGUAUUUUAGAAGAACCACUUGUUGGACAAUGUCUUUUCAUAUAUACCGGCUACUUUUUGAUAAGAUAAUCAUUGGCAAUAAGCCAGCCAAUUCCUAUGAAGAUAUUGCCAUGUGCUGUAGUAGUCUUUGUAGAUGUGGACAAUUGGAGACUUUCAAACAAUCUGUCUGGCCUUUAAAUGAUUUAACUAACCAUCUUUAGUUUAGGAUAAUGAUGCUUAACACUGGGGUAGUUAGUACCAUGGCAUUCCGGGCACUCCUAUUAGGUUGUUGUUACUUGUUAGUAAUCUUAGGACAAUCAGAUAGGUCAAUACUUGAUACAAACCAAUGCCUUAACCAGUCUCUCUUUACUGCAGGAUCAAUCUGUAGAGCAAUUAUCUGUUGCAUAAGCUGAAUUGAAAAAAAAAUCCAUCUGUUACUUCAUUCUUUUGUAAUUAGUUAUAUUUUUAUUUAUUUAUCAAAGAAGCUACUGAUUCAACACUAUAUCUAUUGAGAAUAUGUUAACAAUUGUCCCUUGUUUUGGAUAUGUUGAAGUUGAACUUGUUUGGUCUUGGCUCUCUUGAUCAGUCAUUCUCUCAUUGAGCUUUAUCACAAAGAAAUACCCGUUUUUCUUCAUCUUUUCGAUUGGUCUGAGAGGAAAGAAAGAAGUAUCCCCAGGUAAUGUCGGGCGAUAUUUUUGAGUCUAUGGUUUCCCUUCUCCACACAACUUACCAAAUGAUAAUUUAUCAUCAGUUAUUUAUCUAUUCAUGAUACACCAGAGCUUAAUUAUUAAAAUGUACAGAGUUUUACUAAUGUAGCUUAAUUUCUAGACUCAAAAACUUAUUCUAAAACAAAAAGGAAGCAUUUACAAGCAUGGCAAAAUGAACAAAAUUCUGGAUAACCUUUCUCAGUCAAACUUUUAUGUUCAAAGUUUACACAAUUGAGUUCCCAUCAUUUUGAACAUUAUUGCUGACAGAAGUAUGAAACAAUAUAGAAGGUUCAAUAUCAAAAACAUCGGUCUGUCUUUGUCUUAGUAACUGUGGAAUUUGACUGAUUGAAUAUGGAUUUAUGAAUCACCAUAUAUAUAUGUGUGUGUGUGCUUUUCUACUUAACCAAUAAUUUGUUAACCUUAAAGCUGCUAAAGCCCCUUUCCGACAUGUUUUUAUCAUUUGUUCCAAUAAACUGAAGAAAUAAAAGAGAAAUUUGAUGUUUCACAACUUGUUUACUUUCAAAUGGUUAACUUCCAAAUUUGGUAUAUGAUGGUCACUAUAAUUGGUAUAUGAAGAAGUAGUAGGAUUUUGUAUAUAUGAUGGUCACCAUAUGUUGGUUGUAUCAGUAGUCUUGUUUCCUUGCAUCUCUGGUUAAUGGCAAUAUUGCAAUGGGUAAUAACAGAUACUAUUGUAAUCAAGUAUCUCUUAAUUAGAAUCCAACUUUUUUCUUAGUACUGAUAGUGAUCAUUACUUUGACAAAUAAUAAGAUCAUGUGGAUUGUGUUUAGCAUAAGUUAUUGGGGAAAAUCAUUAACUCACUUCAUGUUACCAUGAUUUAACAAGCCACACAGAGAUUCCACCGUCCCUUGAAAACCCUAGAAACUGCCUAAAAUCCAUGUCAGAUUGCCAAUCAUAGAAAAACCAUGGUGCCACUUAUGACCAUUUCUUCGGUAUCUUAUUACCUUUGAAAUAGUCCCUAUAGUAGGCAGUAUAAAUAGAUAUGUGGGCUUCUUGGUAGCCAUCAAUCCUCUUUUAUUGAAGUCAGUCUGACUUGUUUGUCUUUAUCAACAUGGAUUUUGGACUGAAAUUGACAGUUUUCCUUACUUCGGCUUUUGUUUCAACUAUAUCAUCAGUGCAUCAUGUCCUGGGAAAUGAUGAUCUCGUUACCAACUUGCCUGGCCAGCCAGCUGUAGACUUCCACCAUUAUGCUGGCUAUGUCACUGUGAAUGAAAAGAAUGGAAGAACACUUUUUUAUUGGUUCUAUGAGGCUAUGUCUCACCCUGAUGACAAACCAUUGGUGCUGUGGCUUAAUGGAGGUCCUGGGUGCUCUUCUGUGGGUUAUGGAGCAACACAAGAGAUUGGUCCUUUUAUAGUGGACACUGAUGGGCAGGGAAUUAAAUUUAACAACUUCUCAUGGAAUAAAGAAGCCAAUAUGUUAUUCCUGGAAUCUCCGAUUGGAGUUGGAUUUUCGUACUCAAAUACUUCUACUGAUUAUGAUCAUCUAGGAGAUGAGUUUACCGCACAUGAUGCUUACACUUUCCUGCAUAAGUGGUUCCUGAAGUUUCCAUCAUAUAGAACACGAAACCUUUAUAUUGCUGGGGAAAGUUAUGCAGGGAAAUAUGUGCCAGAGCUGGCUGAGCUCGUCCAUGACAAUAAUAAGGAUCCUUCACUUCAUAUUGAGCUCAAGGGUAUUUUGUUAGGUAAUCCUGAAACAUAUGAUGCUGAGGAUUGGAGAGGUCUGGUGGAUUAUGCUUGGAGCCAUGCUGUGGUAUCUGAUGAAACUCACAAAAUAAUCAGUGAAAGCUGUGAUUUUAACAGCAAUGAUACAUGGGGAAAUGAAGAUUGUUGUAAAGCUGUGGAUGAAGUACUUAAACAGUAUAAGGAGAUUGAUAUCUUCAGCCUAUACACCCCAGUGUGCAUUGGUGAUACUGCAGGUUCAGAUCACAAAUCAUUGCAAGUCAUGAUGAAGCGAACUUCCAAUAUGAUGCCAAGGAUUUUGGGUGGCUUUGAUCCCUGCCUUGAUGAUUAUGCCAAAGCUUUCUACAAUAGACUGGAUGUUCAAAAGGCUCUCCAUGUUAGUGAUGGUCACUAUCUCAGGAACUGGAGCAUCUGCAAUAAAAAGAUAUUUGAUGAUUGGGCAGAUUCAAAGCCAUCAGUUCUUCCUAUAUACAAAAAGCUUAUUGUAGCAGGAGUUAGAAUUUGGGUCUACAGUGGAGACACGGAUGGAAGAGUUCCUGUUCUGUCCACGCGAUACAGCAUAAAUACUUUGGGACUGCCCAUCACUAAGGCAUGGAGACCAUGGUACCAUAAGAAACAGGUCAGCGGUUGGUUUCAAGAAUACAAAGGACUAACCUUUGCUACAUUUAGAGGAGCCGGCCAUGCAGUACCGUGCUUCAAACCAAGCAGUUCACUUGCUUUCUUCUCAGCUUUUCUCCUUGGUGAAUCCCCACCUUCCUCCCGAUAGAGCCUCAAGGUUUUGGUCUUAGCACUAUAUAUAGUAGCAGAAAACAGUAAAAGUAGAAAAAUAACAAGUUCUAGGAGUGUUUUUCCCAACAAAAAUAGUCAUUUCAAGUCUUUUAUGUGCAUGGGAGAUGAGCUAGGCUACUACAAAUAGCAAGGCAAAUGAACAGGAAUCCCUGUUUCUGUUGUAUAUGCGACCAGCUAUGAGGCAUUCCCUUUUCUUUUUGGCUGAAUAAUUAAUAAUAAGUUGUCACUCUUUGCCCUGGAUGGUGUUUAUCUAAUAAAAGAAGGACAAGAAUUGCUGUCAAAUUACCAUUUUUGUUUGUGUGAGGUUUCUUUUGUCCAAUCUAGCUGGUU
Durio zibethinus is the source of this 5970-nucleotide messenger RNA. NCBI's taxonomy places the organism in Eukaryota, Viridiplantae, Streptophyta, Magnoliopsida, Malvales, Malvaceae. The record is from RefSeq and is a predicted model, not a curated record.